Molecule: messenger RNA, 1679 nt
Organism: Medicago truncatula (barrel medic)
Lineage: Eukaryota; Viridiplantae; Streptophyta; Magnoliopsida; Fabales; Fabaceae
Exons: 2
Coding region: 148-1260 (370 amino acids)
Biological process (GO): xylan biosynthetic process
Cellular component (GO): Golgi apparatus
Molecular function (GO): acetyltransferase activity
Source: RefSeq, a predicted model, not a curated record
ACUGAAACAAAAAAAGAUAAAAAAAACCAGAUGCAAAAUGACACACAACACAACACUUGACAAUCAUUUGCUACCAGUUUUGAUUCGAAUUGGCGUUGUUGUUGUUUGUACUCCAAUAUGUGAGUUUUGAAGGUGAAAUUUUCAACAAUGUUUGGUGCUGUUCAAUUGGGUCUAUUUGCAGCAUGUGUUGUAUUGUUUGUUCCAAUGGGUAUGGCUGGUUGGCACUUGAGCCGUAACAAAGUUUUGUUCUUCAGUGGUGCACUUUUCAUUACUCUUGCAGUUGGUGUUCAUCUUACACCUUAUUUUCCUUCUGUUUCUGAUUUUAUGAGUUCUGUUAAAUCAUCAAAUGAUGAUGUUGUGUUUGUGGAAGAUCGUGGUUUAUGUGUUUCUUUGCUUCAUGAGAUUGCUUGGGAGGUUAUGCCAAGUAAGGUUUUUGAUCCUUUGUUGAGAAAUAAUUCAUUGAAUUAUGAUAAGUUUUGGUCUUGGAGUAGAUUGAAUUCUGUUAGUGAAUGUGAGUUUCAGAGGCUUAAAAGGAAGGAUGUUAUGGAUUUGCUUAAUGGGUCUUGGGUUAUGAUUGUAGGGGAUUCACAAGCUAGGAUAUUUACACUUUCUUUGUUGAGUUUGGUUUUGGAUUCGGAGCGGGUUGAAUCGGUUAGGAGUUUUUUGUUUAAGAGGCAUAGUGAUUAUCAUAUUGAUAUUGAUGAGAUGGGUUUGAAAUUGGAUUUUAUUUGGGCACCUUAUCCUAACAAUUUGACAGAUUUGGUUAUGAGGUUUAAGAAGAAACAUUUGUAUCCGGAUGUUUUGGUGAUGGGUUCUGGUUUGUGGCACAUGCUUCAUAUUACAAAUGCUUCUGAUUAUGGUGGCUUGUUGGGGUUGUUAAGGAAUUCUGUGACAUCAAUGUUGCCUGUUUCGCCGAAAUUUGGGAAUGAUGAACCUGCAAUGGGUUCUGUUUCAUCGGUUAGAUCACCGCAUUUGUUUUGGCUAGGUAUGCCGACUUUGAUAAACUCUAUGUUGAAUACACAGGAGAAGAGAGUGAAGAUGAAUGAUGUAAUGCAAGGUGAGUAUGAGAGAGAGGUUCGAAAAAGUGGUAUUUUGAGGGAGUUUGGUGGUCCAUUUCAACUACUCGAUAUAGGAUCAUUGAGUUUGAAUUGUGGAAUCAAAUGUACAGAUGAUGGAAUGCAUUAUGACGGUGCUGUUUAUGAAGCCGAACUUCAUAUUAUGUUCAAUGCAUUGCUUAUAGAAUCUCAUCAGAAGCUCUGAAGUAUACUAUGUUAGAGUUUAGAAACAGAAAUUUCUGUGGUUGCACCGUGUGUUAAACCAGAAGCUACGCCUUAGAGGGUUGGCUGGCCGCACGGUGAGAUGUCAACAAAUGCAGAAGCAAACAUCUGCUAUGGUGUGGGAUACAUACACGGUAGGAUACGCGUAACGAUUUUGAUUACUAGAAGUUGAGUUCUUUUUCCAUCAUAGCUUGCAAAGUUUUGCUAGGUUGGUUCAGGGUCUUUCAUUCAAUUAGUUUUAGAGUGAUUGUUAUAGCAAAUCACAUUUCAAAUUCUUUUGUUUUUCCUUCUAUUAUAUUGUUCCACUGUAUGCUAACAGCUCAUGUAUUAGUUACAAAAGUUGGAAACUAAAAUUUCUGUACAAACAGUUGAUAACACAAUUUAAUUGGGAUUCAUUUCUAA